Messenger RNA from Knipowitschia caucasica, 1308 nucleotides. NCBI's taxonomy places the organism in Eukaryota, Metazoa, Chordata, Actinopteri, Gobiiformes, Gobiidae. The record is from the annotation of a GenBank genome assembly.
AUGAAGACCAAAUAUGCCAUUGUCUUCAUCUUCAUCGUGGCCCUGGUCAUCAUCGAGAAGGAAAGCAACAUCAUCUCCAGGGUGUCAGACAAAUUGAUCCAGAGACAGAACCCCUCGCAGACCCCGCAGACCCCUCUGGACUACAACAACACCAACGGAGCCCUGAACAUACUAAAACUCCUCCUCUCCAAACUCACCAACGGGAACUUCUCCAACCUCCCUGACGACCCGCGCCCUGAGGGAUGGCUCAGAUCCAGCCUCAGCGGCGGUCAAAAGCACGUCCUCCUCCUGGCCACCACCCGCACUGGCUCCUCGUUCGUGGGCGAGUUCUUCAACCAGCAUGGCGAAGGCAUGUUCUACCUGUUCGAGCCGCUGUGGCACGUGGAGCGUAUGUUGGCGAGCGCGGCCGAAGGGAACAACGGGACCGUGUUGGGAGGGAUCUACCGGGACGUCCUGCGCGGGCUGUUUGCAUGCGAUUUCGAGCCCUUGGAGAGGUUCAUCUCGCCUUCGCCUCAAGAGCACGUGACAGCAGCGUUGUUCAGGAGGGAGUCCAGUCUGUCGCUGUGUGAAGAGCCGGUGUGUACGGCGCCGGUCAAGGACGUGUUCGAGAGAUAUCACUGCAAGACUCGUCGCUGCGGGCCCCUGAACCUGACCCUGGCCUCUGAGUCGUGCCGCUCCAAACAGCACCACACCAUAAAGACAGUGCGGGUCCGGCAGCUCGACUCUCUGCAGCCCCUAGUGGAGGACCCUCACCUGGACAUCAGGAUCAUCCAGCUAGUGCGGGACCCCCGAGCCAUCCUGGCCUCCCGCAUGGUGGCCUUCUCCUCCAAGUACCAGACAUGGAAGACCUGGGCGCUGGACGGCCAGGUGCCAGAGGACGACGAAGAGGUGAAGAGGCUAAAGGGAAACUGUGACCACAUCCGUACAUCUGCGGAGGUGGGACUGAGCCAACCUCGGUGGCUGAGGGGCCGCUACAUGCUAGUGCGCUACGAGGACAUAGCGCGCGAGCCCAUGGACAAGGCCCGCGAGAUGUACCAGUUCACGGGCAUACCUUUCAGCGACAAGGCCCGGGACUGGAUCGCCAAGAACACCCUGACCACCCAGGGGGCCAGUGGGAUUUACUCCACCCAGAAGAACUCAUCGGAGCAGGCCGAGAAGUGGCGGUUCAACAUCCCAUUCACGCUGGCGCGAGCGGUGCAGCGAGUGUGCGGGCCGACCAUGAAGCUGUUCGGUUAUAAGUUUGUCCAUGACGAAAAGACACUGGUGAAUAAGUCCAUCAGUCUGCUGGAAGAUAAGAUCUUUUACUGA